AUGCUGUUGCGACUUCUGACGAAAAGCCUGCUUUUGGCCGUUGCCUGGGCAGCGUCAUCCGACAUCGAAUUCGAAAACUCACUCACUGACAAACCGGUAAUAGAAUGCGGCCAUGGUAAACUUUCGGUGAGUGUUAGCACCGAGAAACAGCCACCAUCGCAUGUUUUCGCCAAAGGUCACUUCAACCGACCAGAGUGCUCGUUCCGCAAUACCACACAGGCUGUGUUCGACUUCGAGAAGUGCGACAUUAACCGCAAGCGUGAGGUGAAUCCUCGCGGGAUGGCAUUCAGCAUGACGGUGGUCGUCCAGUUGCAUCCGUUGUUCAUCACGAAAGUAGAUCGAGCGUUCCACGUUCGCUGUUUCUACAUAGAAGCUGAGAAAGCAGUUGGAGCGCAAAUCGGUGUUAAGUAA
Molecule: messenger RNA, 411 nt
Organism: Angiostrongylus costaricensis
Lineage: Eukaryota; Metazoa; Nematoda; Chromadorea; Rhabditida; Metastrongylidae
Source: the annotation of a GenBank genome assembly